Messenger RNA from Striga hermonthica, 2787 nucleotides. Lineage: Eukaryota; Viridiplantae; Streptophyta; Magnoliopsida; Lamiales; Orobanchaceae. The record is from the annotation of a GenBank genome assembly.
AUGGAUGUAAAUGGGAACGGCGAGCUGAAGGCGCCGCUUUUGCAGCAUCCAAACGAUGUUGUCAUCAAUGUUUCGCCUGCUAAUCACAAGUUGAGCAAGAAAACAAGGACUCUAGUCUUCAAAGUGCUUGGUAUAACGUGCGCGUCCUGCGUGGCCUCCAUAGAAGCUGCUCUUGGAAAACUGGACGGCGUGCAGAGUGUAAUGGUGUCUGUGCUUCAAGGUCAGGCUGUUGUGAAGUAUGUGCCAGAAGUUGCCACUGCUAAAAUGAUUAAAGAAGCUGUGGAAGACACGGGGUUUGAAGUUGCGGAGUUUCCUGAGCAAGACAUUGCCAUGUGCAGGGUCAGAAUUAAAGGAAUGGCAUGCACAAGCUGCUCAGAGUCGGUAGAACGUGCCUUAUCAAUGGUGGAUGGAGUGAAAAAAGCCGUGGUUGGUUUAGCUCUUGGAGAAGCCAAAGUCCAUUUCGAUCCAAACAUCACCAGUACUGACCACAUUCUUAAAGCAGUAGAAGAAGAUGCUGGAUUUGGAGCUGAACUUAUAAGCACUGGCAAUGACUUGAGCAAAGUUCAUCUGAAGCUGGAAGGAAUCAAUUCUCCAGAUGAUUUUACUGCCAUUCAAGGCGCACUCGAGUCUUUGGAAGGCGUUAAUCACGUUGAAUUAGAUAUGGAGGAGCAUAAAGUGACCAUAAGUUAUGAACCAAAUAUUAUAGGUCCAAGAUCUUUAAUACAGUGCAUCAAGGAAGCUGGCAGUGGACCCAACUCUUAUCAAGCAACUCUUUACAAUCCACCAAGAGGAGGAGAGGCUGAGAGGCAGCACGAAAUUAGUGUUUAUCAGAAUCAAUUCAUGUGGAGUUAUCUAUUUUCAGUUCCUAUAUUUGUUUUCUCUAUGGUGCUUCCAAUGCUCCCUCCUUAUGGGAAUUGGCUGAACUACAAGGUUAUAAACAUGCUUGAUCUUGGGAUGCUUUUGAGAUGGAUCCUUUGCACGCCUGUGCAGUUUAUCAUCGGAAAAAGGUUUUAUGCAGGAUCAUAUCAUGCCCUGAGGCGAAAAUCUGCAAAUAUGGAUGUUCUGGUUGCCUUGGGCACUAAUGCUGCUUACUUCUAUUCUGUAUACAUCAUGUUAAAAGCAUUGACUUCAGAUUCUUUCGAGGGACAGGACUUUUUUGAAACUAGUUCUAUGUUAAUAUCUUUCAUUCUUUUGGGCAAAUACCUGGAGGUUUUGGCGAAGGGGAAGACAUCAGAUGCAUUAGCAAAGUUAUCAGAACUAGCACCUGAUACAGCCUGUCUUUUAACUCUAGAUGCUGAAGGAAAUGUCAUUUCUGAAACUGAAAUCGAUACACAACUCAUUGAAAAGAAUGACGUUCUAAAGAUUGUUCCUGGGACGAAGGUUCCGGUUGACGGAGUUGUUAUUGAUGGUCAAAGCCAUGUGAACGAGAGCAUGAUUACAGGAGAAGCUCUGCCUGUAGCUAAAAGACCUGGCGAUAAGGUGAUUGGUGGGACAAUGAAUGAGAAUGGGUGUAUACGUGUUAGGGCCACUCAUAUAGGUUCAGAAACAGCCUUAUCGCAGAUUGUUGAACUGGUUGAAGCUGCUCAGCUUGCCAAAGCACCUGUUCAGAAAUUGGCUGACCAAAUUUCUAAGUUCUUCGUACCAACAGUUGUCCUAGCUGCUUUUCUGACAUGGCUGGGGUGGUUUAUUCCUGGAGUAGCUGGGUUGUACCCUAAGGCCUGGAUACCCACGGCAAUGGAUGCAUUUGAGUUCGCCUUGCAGUUUGGUAUUUCUGUAUUGGUGGUGGCCUGCCCUUGUGCCCUUGGGUUAGCAACUCCAACUGCAGUAAUGGUUGCCACUGGGAAGGGUGCUUCUCUAGGUGUGCUGAUUAAAGGUGGAACUGCCCUUGAGAAAGCACAUAAGGCAAAUAGUGAGCACCCAAUAGCAAGAGCUGUGGUGGAGCACGCGAAAACAUUACUUCAGAAGCACGGGUCCCACCACGACCAAUUCACCGAGGUGACUGACUUCAAGGUCCAUCCUGGAGCUGGGGUGAGUGGCAAAAUUGGGGAAAGAGAAAUCCUGGUCGGAAACAAAAGACUCAUGCAGCUAUUUGACGUCCCGCUUGGCGGCGAGGUGGACAGAUACGUUUCAGAAAACGAGCGUCUGGCUCGUACAUGUGCGCUCGUUGCCAUCCAAGGAAGACCCGCUGGGGCUUUUGCAGUGACUGACCCUGUGAAGCCCGAAGCCGCUCUCGUCGUAUCUUACCUGCAUUCGAUGGGCGUCUCGAGUGUCAUGGUCACGGGUGAUAACUGGGCUACGGCCAAUGCAAUAGCUAAUCAGGCGGGCAUACACAAAGUUUUUGCCGAAACUGACCCACUCGGGAAAGCUGACAAGAUAAAAGAGUUGCAGUUGCAAGGAACGAGCGUGGCAAUGGUGGGAGAUGGGAUAAACGACUCGCCGGCACUGGUCGCCGCUGAUGUCGGCAUGGCAAUCGGGGCCGGCACUGACGUGGCCAUCGAGGCUGCUGACAUCGUCCUGAUGAAGAGCUGUCUAGAGGAUGUGGCGACUGCCAUAGACCUCUCGCGCAAGACAAUGUCCCGAAUACGAAUCAACUACGUGUGGGCUCUUGGGUACAAUGUGCUCGGGAUGCCAGUUGCUGCAGGGCUUCUCUACCCCUUCACGGGGAUCCGCCUGCCGCCGUGGCUCGCAGGAGCAUGCAUGGCGGCCUCAUCUAUAAGCGUGGUUUGCUCUUCGCUCCUGCUGCAGUAUUACAGGAAACCUUUGCGUGUUAGUGUUAGUGCUGUGUGA